CAUGGGGGCAUGUCAAUCAUUCUCGCGUAUCUCGCCCCGACGAUCUCCCCUCUGAAAGUUCUCCCCCUCUCCUACCCGCCCCUAAAGCUUAUCAAAUAUUUGUAAUUUGUAAUUGAAACGUGCCUACGUUUGUCGCUUCGAUGAUGAAUUUGACGCGAUCCUCGUCAGUCCUAUCGUACAUUUUGUACAAUCUCACGUGAAUCGCGUGUAUUAUGGUGAAAUGGCAUAGUCGUGCCGAUGUGCAGGAAUAUGCUGUCAGCAUCGGGAUAAGCAACGAUCACGCUCGUCAGAAGACGUAUCUUGUGUCGUUUUGGCUAUGUCGUAUUUGAAAAAUAAAGAAUGGGUUGCGUCAAUAGCAGAGCAGACGUUAAUGAUCUGCAUCCCAAUGUUUUUCAAGUAAUGAAUAUAGACGAUGACGGUAAUUUCAUCUCCCCUGGACGUUUGGAAGUCACCGAAGUAGACAUUAUAUUGUAUCAACGUAACAAACAGCCAAUUAAAUGGCCAUUGCGCUGUUUGCGACGGUACGGAUAUGAUCUGGAGGGACUCUUUAGUUUUGAAUCAGGCAGACGCUGUUCCACAGGUCCUGGUAUAUAUGCUUUCAAGUGUAGAAGAGCUGAAGAAUUGUUUAAUCUUGUACAGACAAAAAUUCAGGUACGCAACAACAGUGGAGAUGAUACGCUAUCCAGAGACCUUCCAAUCCCGUCGCAUUCUGUUACAUCAGUAGCAAAUGUGGCAAUACAAAUGGAGCCUAAUUAUUUGGAUCCAAUAUCAUCUAGAAGUAACAAUCGUACGAGUUCCAGAUUUCCUUACAGCCAGCAAAACGGUAUCCGAAGAUUAAACAGUGUUGAAAGCAGUAGUAGCCCAAUAUCACCCCAAGGAACCUUGGGAUCACCGUCACCAUCCCCUGUGCUGCCACCACCGCCACCGAUUUCUCAGCCUCAUCCGUCCUCCCUGUAUGUCAAUGAGGAAGUUUUGUCAUCUCUCCCCAUUGUAAUGGAGCGCAACAAUAACAAAAGCCUUGGAAGGGCAGUACAAAGAUUACCACAUAACGCUUCUACGGUCAAUAACGCGACGCCCAACAGUGGACCUGUGGAAACGGAAUUGAUACCCAUUCAGUGUAGCACAGAAAUAACCAAUUAUGACGCAACAUCACCAUUACCGACUGUAGCGCCCUAUAUGAACAUAGACAUCUGUAGCGAAUCCAACCCAAUCUCGCCAGUGCAUAGUACUUCCGAGACGAAUCAAUUCAAGAAAGAAAGCAACGACACAGAUGGAUCUGAACACGCAUAUAUGAACAUAAGUCCUGGACAAGAUCACACAGAAAAUAUUGCUGUUAGGGUGCGUCCGCCUCCAUUGCUUGUCUUACAUCCAGACGUGGAAGAAGGCUCCAGGCAUUGCUACGCUAAUCUAGAAGCAAACGAAAUCGAAAGUCUGAGGAAGAGAUUCUCUGGCACUUCGGUAGCUGAGAGGUCGCCCUUGGCACCUUCCACGCCAACGGGAUGCCUGAUCAGGGAGGUAAAUUAUGCAGUUUUGGAUCUGGAUAAGAAAGACGCACCAGCCGGCGUGUCGAACAAUGCGGUAAACAUUGCUCCUUCUCCUCCCGAAUCUCCGAACAAGCCGCAGAAAGGCUACGCCACGAUAGACUUCAACAAAACGGCUGCUCUCUCACACUCUGUUAAUUCCAACCUCGUGAACGAUAACGAAGGCUGCAGAAAAACUCGCCACAACUCUACGAUAAGCGACCUGGUAGCUCCGUGCAGGCACAAUUCAGUAAGUGAUUAAGCGAGUGAAAUAUUUUAUAGAUUAUAUCGUAUAACGAUGUUCGUAUAACGACUGUCUAUCGUGUUCUUCGCUGUAGGAAGAGAAAAAAAGUUGGAAAAGAUCGAUUUAAUUUUAUCAUGAGCUUCUGGAACUCAUUCAUGUCGUUUGAUUACGCGUUAAACUUCCAAAGUUUCUCAGUACACUGGAGACUACAUAGUAGUUGAUAUAUAUACCAUGAGAUAUUCUAGUGUAUGAAUUUGUACACACACACAUACACACAAGUUUUCAGUGCAUUUUAUCAGAGCAACAGUAUUCAGACAUAGUCUUUUUUCCAAGUCAGAAAUAAGACAGCAUAGAAAAAAUGUUUUUAUAUGAGAAACGAGUAGAUAAGUUUUUAGUACUUCAUGCAAGCAAAUUUUUUACAUUUAGCAUUUUACAAAGUAACACGGAGGAAUUGGAAGCUAAAGUGCCCUAAUCUUUUUCUGUAAAUAUCGUAGAAAUUAAUGUGGCUCAAGUGAUCAUAAGGAAUACACAAAGUAUGGUGUAAUGUAAAGAAAGUAUGAUAUAAAUUACCAUUGUAUAUGAUAAUGAGAAUCAUAUAGAGAUUUUUAAGUAAUUGCUGUCAUUUAUAUUCAUUUAUUAUAUUCAUCACGAGAGCUAAUAACAACAAAGUGUAAGUUUAAUAUGAAUAUUUAUAUAACUGGAGUAAUCACUUAAAAUAAAAUUGUGGAUGGCAUAUUCAUUUAAAU
This is a messenger RNA of Wasmannia auropunctata (little fire ant), 2510 nucleotides long. Its product is annotated as fibroblast growth factor receptor substrate 2. The transcript is spliced from 4 exons. Bases 340 to 1782 code for a protein of 480 amino acids. NCBI's taxonomy places the organism in Eukaryota, Metazoa, Arthropoda, Insecta, Hymenoptera, Formicidae. The record is from RefSeq and is a predicted model, not a curated record. Gene Ontology annotation, cellular component: cytoplasm. Gene Ontology annotation, biological process: cell surface receptor protein tyrosine kinase signaling pathway.